This is a messenger RNA of Aedes albopictus (Asian tiger mosquito), 979 nucleotides long. RefSeq lists its product as uncharacterized. Lineage: Eukaryota; Metazoa; Arthropoda; Insecta; Diptera; Culicidae. The transcript is spliced from 5 exons. The record is from RefSeq and is a predicted model, not a curated record. The coding region runs from base 299 to 751 and encodes 150 amino acids.
GACUCGUGUAAUUCUCUUCCACACAUGUUGCGUCGCACAUUCACAAAGUUCUCGACUUUUUAGUACAACAUUGAACGAAUCGUUCGGUCAGUCAGUCUUGUAAAAUGUGCGGAGCGGAUUCCAUCAUCAUCGUCGGUCUUUCCGUGUGACUGUGUGACAAUAAUAAAACCAUAUUGGAGAAGUGCGUCGUCGUUUUCGUCGCCGUGAGUCGGUUCCUCAUUUGCCGAAUUUGAUUCGGUUCUUUGUUUCGUUCGAGAUUUUCCUAGAACAUCUUUCCAGCAGAUGACCCGGAUGCACCAUGUUCUCCAACAGGAACUACAAAAUCCUCACCUAUAUCUUCGGUUGCAUUCACAUCUUUUUGGUACUGAUAGUGCUUAGUCAGGGGGCUGUUCCCAUCGUUACCGACUGGAUCGCAGCGAUAUCGAUCAUAACACCAUGUGGCUUGAACAUCGUUUUCACCCUGUUUUGGAUGAUUGGAACUGGACUGAGGCGACCAUCAAUGAUAAGUCUGUUCAAGUACUUCACCUAUGCUCAGAUGGCGUUGAUAGCUGUUCUGGCAAUUGGUUUCAUCGUGCAGUGUUUCCUCAACGGUGGCCAGUUUCACCUAUACAUUAUGAUUUUCAUCGUUCUUUCGCUGUUUGUCCUUUCGAUGAUCGAGCUCUUUGUGACCAUUGGAGGACACCGAGCCGUAAUGGAGGAGCUGCUAGGAUCCCGAAUGAGGGCCGUCGAGAUGACUGAAUGGACCAGUUGAAGUUAGCCCUCCUGAUUGGGUAUCGAUCAACUGAUCAACGCACAGCAUUUAAACACCGGAGAUUAUAUUUAUAUGUAUGACCCUAGUGCUAGCAUGUAGGUAGAUUGAUGGAUGCAUGACAAAUGAAACCGAAAGCUUUAACAAUUAAUGUAUGUGUGCUUACCACGUGUCAACGUAUGCCUUAACGCAGCUGCCUUCGCAUAAUAAAAGCUAUAUUUUGUGAUACAA